This is a messenger RNA of Gekko japonicus, 966 nucleotides long. Its product is annotated as olfactory receptor 13H1-like. The transcript has a single exon. Gene Ontology annotation, cellular component: membrane. Gene Ontology annotation, biological process: G protein-coupled receptor signaling pathway. The record is from RefSeq and is a predicted model, not a curated record. Lineage: Eukaryota; Metazoa; Chordata; Lepidosauria; Squamata; Gekkonidae. Gene Ontology annotation, molecular function: olfactory receptor activity; G protein-coupled receptor activity. The coding region runs from base 1 to 966 and encodes 321 amino acids.
AUGCUUCUCAAUCUUCCUCUUGCAGGAGAUAUGGAAAACUGGGAUAACACAACUACAGUGACCGAGUUUGUGCUCGUGGGCCUCUCCAGACUGCCCCAUGUGCGUGCUGCCUUGUUCGUCCUCUUCUUGGUCAUGUAUGCCAUCACCGUAGCUGGGAAUGGUCUCAUUGUGGUGUUGAUCGUGAUGGAUCCUCAGCUCCACACACCCAUGUAUUUCUUCCUCAGCAACCUCUCCUUCAUUGACGUCUGCUAUGUCACCACCUCUGUCCCCCAGAUGCUGGCGCACUGCUUCACAGACAAGGCCCUUAUCCCCCUGGGAAGGUGUUUUGCACAAAUGACCAUCUCUCUUUUUUUGGGAGUGGCUGAGUGCUUCUUAUUAGCUGUCAUGGCUUAUGACCGCUUUGUGGCAAUAUGCAGACCUCUACACUAUAACUUAAUCAUGAGCCAGAAGGCGUGCAUCAUCCUGGCGGUCAGCCUGUGGCUCAGCUCUUUCCUCUUGACCAUUGUCCCCUUUUUUAGCAUGCAGGCACGCUUGUGUGGCCGCAAUGUGGUGAAUCAUUUUACAUGUGAGGCCCAGGCAGUGUUGAAAUUGGCCUGCUCCGACACUCAAGCCAAUGGCCUUAGCAUGAUGAUAACAAGCGUCUUCACUCUUCUGUUCCCCUUUGUUUUCAUCCUUGUGACAUACGGGCGUGUUGGUCUGGCUGUCCUGCGCAUCCGCUCUGCCCAAGGACAGGGGAAAGCUUUGUCUACCUGUGGCUCUCAUCUGGCCGUGGUGGGCAUUUUUUAUGGCACUGCCUUGGCCGCAUACCUGAAGCCUCAGACCAAAAGCUUCACGGACAGGGACAAAAUAGUGGCUGUCUUUUAUGGGAUCGUGACCCCAAUGCUCAACCCACUGAUCUACAGCCUGAGAAACAGAGAUGUGAAGGCAGCCUUAUGGAGGCUGAUUGGGAGGAAAGUAGAGAAGUAA